Molecule: messenger RNA, 6668 nt
Organism: Thamnophis sirtalis
Lineage: Eukaryota; Metazoa; Chordata; Lepidosauria; Squamata; Natricidae
Gene: EXPH5
Product: exophilin 5
Biological process (GO): intracellular protein transport
Molecular function (GO): small GTPase binding
Source: RefSeq, a predicted model, not a curated record
UUUUAGUUCGCCCUAUCCCGGUUCGCAAGAAAGAGCGAGCGAACUCCGGUCGUCCCGUCGAGUUCCUUAUUCGCUUGUCGGAUCCGAGGCUGCGCUUUCCAGGCAGGGCGCGGCGGGCGAUGCUGGUAACGCAGAGCGAGAGGCAAAGGUGAACAGCCCGGCCGACCUCCAGAGCGCCAAAUCCAGAAUGAGUCGGUCAUCCCGCGGCAUAGAUCUGAGUUUCUUAAAUGGCGAGGAAGCCCGGCAGAUCCUCAAGGUGUUGGAGCGGGACUCGCAACUCAAAAAAGCCGAAAAAGAAAGGCUGAGCAAACAUCAAAAGAAAAAUGAAGAUGCAGCAGGGUGUCCAGGACUGACAGGACAAUGGCUUGAAGAUUUCCAUAAGAGAAAAUUUAAAAGUGAGACGGAUAUCAGCAGAACACCAAAACAACCACUAGCUCACCGGUUGAAAAAGGCCAUGGGACACAAUCCUGCAAACACAAAAGGUUCUGCUUUAGAAGUCCCCCAAGCCCAGAAACCUGGAUCCACUUCCAUACUAGAAGGACUGAGAACACCGUUUGCUUCUCUGUUCUCGUCCUUCAGGAAAUCCAGAAAGCAGCAUUUAAACUCUCCGCAAAAGCAGCAGCAAAACUCUUUACGACAUGACCACAUGACUUCAGGUGCCGUCACAUCUUUCAAAGCAGAAGAAAUGGCAACGAUGUGCAACUCCUCUUUGCCCUCUGAACUUACAAAUAAGUUCCUCGAUGCAAACAUAGCUGGUGUGAUGGACAACACGUCAACGUGGAAUGAGGAGCUGGAAAAUGAGCUUUUAAAAGUUUUGGACAGUCUGGAUAACCAGCUGGCAAAAGAACAAUCUCAAGAUACUAUGAAUAUAAGAACUCCAACUAACUAUGGCUCUACAGCACCAGAAAUCCAACAUCAUUCCACUGUUGUGCAACCAAAUUUCCUUGGAGAAGUACAGAGAAAUGACCAAAACUUGUUUUUCCCAGAUAGAACAAGGACAUUAAGAGCCAGAGAUAAAUACAAAACUCUCUUCACACCAAGGAAGCUUUAUGAUAACUAUACGAAGCAGCAUUACCCAGAAAAAUACACAUAUGGGGAUUUGUGUGAUGAAAGAUCUUCUGUUUUGAAGAGAGGAUAUUCUGCUUGUUCUCUUGGACGUUCUUCAGAAGAUAGGUUGGCAUUUCCAUCAGGAUCAUACAGUAAUGGAUUUGGUCCUCAGAACUUCAUGUGCAAGAAUAAAAUGGGCAGAAGUUACUCUUUGUCUUGCCUUACAAGGCGCUCGUCUUUGAUGUCUGCUGAUGGGUUUUCCACCGGUACCUUACAGCAUGAUUUGGAAAACAAUAUGGACUUCCCAAAAGUCAACUUCCACAAUCAUUCCAGACGGACUCCUCUUUCAUCUAUUGCAUGGAAUAUGCCACAGUCUUCUACACAUUCACUACAUCCAAACAGACUUCGUAGAACGCAGUCAUUAAUAGAAUUUAACUCCACGUUUGAAGACAGACAUCCUUUUUCUCCAGAGGAAAAUGCAAGAAAUAUAUAUAUUAUGUCAAAAAUGAAUUACAGACAAGUAAUACCAAACAAGAGCCAUCCUUUAUUCACCGAGAAACAUAUAGAUCCUCUGUGUUUCCACAAUCGGAAGAAUUAUGUGUUGCAUCCAUUGAAAAAUGUUUCCAAACCAUGUUACAGAUACUCAUCAUUUCGUGGUAAAAUGAAUCCGUCCCCAAACAAUUUUCCUUUUGGAAGAACGGAGGAAUAUCUUUUUAGACCUAAUAAUCACCAGUAUUUCAGGGAUGCUAACCGUGUCCCUGAUGUAAACUUUGAACAGGUGAUUGACCGGCGAUGUGACUAUGGGAAAAAAAGAGACAUAUGGCAAAGUGAACAUAUGCGUGACUGUGCUUCAGAAUACACAAAGAGUAGGGACCAUCCAGGAAGAGAAACUAGCAAAUUGUUGGUAAAGUGCUCAAAAGGCGUGCAAAAAUGUCCAAUUCAUGUCUCAGCUGCUUCGGAGAACCAAACUGAAUAUGGAGCCCCAAGUCAAAGUCAUUUUAGUGGAGACAGUCAAGCUCCUUUAAAGACAGUUGUUAAACCCUUUCAGACCAAGAAAAACUCUAAAAUGCAUGGCAUGGAAGAGGUGAAUGGUGCUGAUCAAUCAGACAAAAUGGAUAGCAUGGACAUAAAAAAGCCAACAUUCAUCCAAGCGUUUGGACAAGUAAAAACAAAUAAUCCAACUGAAUCUCAGAUGUCGCCUCCUAAAGCCUCUUCUCAAGCUGCCCCUCCUAUGAGUGUUUCCCUCCAUCCACCUUUUAUAUUAAAUUCAAAAAGGCAAGCCAAGGCAAAUUCCUCAAGAUGCAAUGAAAACAUUUGUUUAUCAAAUAUUCACACUAACAAUGGCCAAAGAAAUGAAGACAACAGCACUGAAAGCUACAGUGCAAAGCAAGCUUGCCCCCCACACCUGCAUGCUAAUCUUUCAAAGCUGUCGGUUCUUCGAAGUAAACCUCAAGAGGAACCCCAGUUGUCAACUUUGAAAGCAUUUAACCCUGACAGGAUGUUAAACCCAGUUUUCACCGAAGAUCCCAAAGUACUUCCAAACAAUGAUUUCCCACUUUCUUAUGCUGAAACACUCCACAAACCGAAUAGAUUUGUUAGAUAUCCGACUAGUAAUAGUAUUUGCGGCUCACCCAGCAGCAGCCCUCUCAAAUCUCCUAAAACGCCUAAGACGUUAUAUAAAAAAUCAGCUAGUAUUGAUGGCAGUGAUCUCUCUAAAGAACGCAUUUCUCCCCCUACGAGGAAAAUUCCUUUCAGAAAUAAGAGCCUGGGGGAUGAUAACAUAGAAGCCCAUGUACCCAACAGGCUUGGGAAUAUUAAUUUAAGUAAGGGAGAUAAGAGGUCUUUGUUCAGCUCCUCCUGCUCCUCCUUAAACCUAUCGUCCAAAGAAAUGGCUGAAGAAAAAAAUAAACAAAUUAAAAAGUACCACAUGCAUUUAAUUCAAGCUCCUAACUGCCCAUCAGGGAGUACUGCUAUAAUUGGAAGCAAGAGGAAAAAAAGAGAUGAGAUGCUUGGUCUAGAGAAAGCAAUUUUUCUUUCUCCUGAAAAGGAUGAAGCAGAAAACCCUUUGAAGCAAUAUAAAACCACCAGCACAUUGACCGUAAGCAUAGAUGAAGAAAAUGUAAAAUACCAUGAACUGAUUUCGGUUUAUUAUACUUUACCACAGAAACAUUCCAAAGCUUUGUGCGAUGUCUUCCUAGGAGAUGCCAAAAAGGCAGAUUCAUCCUCGCCCCCUGAAAAAUCCGAGACCCCUCAAAAGCGGUAUGAAGUUCGUGUCGGUAUGACAACAGUAGCUUUUCCAUCCAGCUUGGAAAAAGGAGAGAAAGUUAUUUCCCCUAACAAAAUGCCUGCUCCUGAUAUACAGCAGGAUUCCAAAAACACAGUCAACCCUGUUAAAGAUCCCCAACUUUCAAAUCCCAUUGUGGGAACAGCAGAUAUUUCUCAAGCACAUUGUUCAAUGAAUAAUAAAAAAGAAAUAGCUGUAUCAGGAAACGAAGAGCUGGGACUUGCAAUUUCCAAUAGGCUACCUGUGGAUGGCCCCAAACCCAGCAGAAAAGAGACUGGAACACUUAACACCAAUAUUUUGUCCAACCUGCACCUUGGCAGGCACUCUUCUCCAUGGACAGAGACACCAAAACUUAAUAAAAGCUUACAUCUUAACUCAUUAAAUUCCAAAAGUAUCUCUUUGGGGAAUAUUUCUGCAGUUUCUUCUGCAGUAAAUGGUCAGAAAGGGAGUCCUGGCUGCAGUCAGCCAUCUGCUGGAGCACUAACAAGUGUUCCUCCUUCCAAUUUAAUUGGCGUUAUCCAGGAUGGAAAGCCUACUGCGUAUCCAGAAGUUGACCCCCAAGUAAAUGUCACGAAAGAAAAAAUGAGAAAUGCUGCAGAGAUCAAAGAAAGGGCUCGUUAUAUAUGUCGCAUUAUUUCCGAAAGGGGACAUCGGUUUCCACCAAGAAAUGAAGAUGUCCGAAAUGAAAAAAUGUCCAUUUCAACAACCAAGAUGCAUUCAGAUUCCCAGAAUUUAACAGUGCCAGGGGAUGCUGCUUUUUCAGCUAAUGCAGUUGUUCACCCCAAAGGGAAUGCGGUGGAAUGUUCAAAGCCCCAACAGCAGGAGAUGCCCCCAAAUCCCGUCCUCCACAAAGUUGGCACAAAUUUUCAGAGGUCUGAAAGAGUCUGGGUCGACAAUGAGAUCCUUAGCUCUAAAGAUCAGCCUUCAGGUCCUACCCAAAUGCCUGAGCAUUUACUACCUGAAAGUAAGCCUGCCCUGGAUGGCCUUAAAAAUAAAGUUAAUGACCUAGAAAAAAGGAAAAAUAGGUCUUCAGUUAAAAACAAACUGGCAGCCAUGUGCAGAACAAGUCGGAAGUUUUCUAAUAAGAAAAACUCAAGUCCCAAGCCACACGUAAGUUGCAUAUUUCCACAAAACGACGCACUUCCUUUAGAGAAGAGCAGCCACCAUCCCCUGUUGAUUUCGCCCGAUGACUCUCAGCAAACAGAGAAUGAGAAUCAAAAUCAGGUUUCUCUACCCGAUGAAUUUGAUAUUCCAAGGCUGAGUAAAGUAGAAGCUAAGAAAUUGCAAGCUAACGAAGAUAGGAGGCCUUUGACAAACUUGUGCAACCAGAAAAGAGAACAUUCUGGGCCAAGCAAUAAAAAUACAAAGACCAUCCAAAAUUCUAGCAUCGUAUUUUCAAAAUCAAUUAUGCCUGUGCUAAACAACAAUUUACAGACAGGUAGCAAAGUUUUAGAAAAUAACAACCAUCCCAUUUUCUCAGGAAUGGAUGCUUACCCCCCUAAAAGAGGUCAUUGUAAAGUUGGUGAGCUUUCAUCUUUUCCACUUUUAUCUGAUAAACAUGCAUACAUUAAAAAUAAUUCAAAGGCAAAUGUGUCUCCACUGCAAAAAUUAACUUCUCAUACAGAAUGUGAUGAUUAUCAAGAUAAUGAGCAGUCAGACAUCUUUAAAAAUAUAAAUCAAUCCUGUGCCAAACCAGUUCUAAAUCUCGACAAAACCCAGCGUGAACGACAUUUUUCUGAAAGUUCCUAUACCCCAAAACUCCAUGAUUAUUUGCCCCCCAGAAACAACCUGACACAGCCCGGAUAUAAUCGGAAGUUUAAGUCCUACUCUGAACUGUUGUCCUGUGAUGAAAACGAAAACUGGGACACCUACAACGAGAAUAAUAGGACCUUUGGCUCGCGACGUAUCAUGUACCCCUCAAUUGAAUUUGGUAUUUUUGGGAAAGAACAACAACAGACUUUCUUAGAUAACAUAAAGAAGUCACUCACGGAAGGACGGUUGUGGAAUCCGUGUCUUUUAAAGAACUCCGGGUCUAUUAAAAGGGAAGGUGGUGGGUACUCCUUGUGUGGGUUGGAGCUGUUGAAAUCGAGUGCUACAGAGGAACAGUUCCCAAAUGAACCUUUUGAUUUCCACAAGGAAGCCUCUGCGUAUUCUUCAGAUUCAGAUUCAGAUUCUGACUCUGACACCGACACCACCACAGAUGAUGAGUAUUAUCUGCAUGAGUAUGAGAAAGAAUCAGAACUAUGAGGGACUCAACAGAGGUAGAAAGCAACUGCCUACUACUAGCUGAUUUGUUGGUUGAGUAGGGACUGGAAACCUGACUAGCUUUCUGUAAAUGCGCUAAUUUGAAUUCAGAUACUAAAUGGACAUAUUGCACUGAUCUCGUCUUCUACAAUUCUGCCUUGCCUUAAAUACAUGGACUUCUGGAAUUCUAAGAAAUAUUCUUGGAAUUAAGGUCCACAUAUCUGGGGAAUGCUCAGGUUAUAGAAACUCUGCAGAGAUGUAAUAUAUUUGGUUUAUUUAUAUUUGGGUAAGGUGCUGUAUGAACUCAAGUCACGGUGGCUUAUAAACUGUGGUGUGCUUUUUUUGUGUGUGUUGUUUAAAUUCAACCAACUGUGGUUUAUUCAAUAAACCAAGCCAUAAGUUAAGAGUUAUGUGAACCUAGCUAUUAUAGUGAUCUAUAAAUUAGUUUUAAAUGGUAAAAAAUUGCCCAUUUGAAUCUCCAAUGGCAGUGGAAAGAAUAAAGGAAUUGUCCUACUGGUUCUCAAAUGGGCCUGCCUGUUUUUUUCAGAGCAGGGUCUCUUGUACCAGUCAAUUUUGGUACAUAAUCAUAACAUGGCUGCAUUCAUCAGCAAUUGAAUGUUUGCGUUCAACCCAUUCGUGGCCUUUCUGUGUUUCAACAAAUUUAAAACGUCUCAAGGUUUUUUUUGGGGGGGGGGAGGAAAGAUUUAGAAUAUGUGUAUAUUUAGGGAGAAAGGGGAAGAUUCAGAAUAUGUGUAUAUUAAUAUCCUAUAUGAGAAUAUAUUCCUUUAAUUGGAAAAUGUGUGUUCUAUUAGAAACCCCAUUAAAGUGAAAGGAACUACUUCAAUGAGGUAGUUUCAAGUCAUGCUAAAGCUAUUGCAAGAGACUCAUUCAAAACAGUGAAAUUUUAAAAUGCUACAUGUUCACUGAUUUCCACUUUGGUGUGUUUUUUUAAAAAUUAGUCUAUGUACAAAAUAGGAUAUUCUGAAAUGCUUAAUAUCGUUAAAGAAGUAUGUAUGUACAGUAUGCUUUUAAAUAUUUGUUUAGUAUGGCAGUUAUACUUGAAAGUACUUCUAAAGUAUAUAUUUAUAUUUUA